Drosophila suzukii is the source of this 1453-nucleotide messenger RNA. Lineage: Eukaryota; Metazoa; Arthropoda; Insecta; Diptera; Drosophilidae. The record is from RefSeq and is a predicted model, not a curated record.
ACAUACUGAUCAGCUGUCUUUGGUUGUUUCUGAAUAUAAAACGAAGUAGUAUACUAAAUGGGGAGCCAACCUACUUACAUGUGUGGUCAAAACUUUGACUUUGCGGGCUUUAUACCGCUAGUUCGCGAAGUAUACCAUUUCAUGGAAAGGGAUUUCUGUUAUCUCCGGAGGCAGUUACCCUUCUGCGUCUUUCAGCACGCAAUGACUGAAGCCUUGUUAGUCCACAUGUUGCAAGCGAAAAGGUGCCAGGUUCCUGGUUUUCAUGAUCUUGGUUAUUUGCCAUCUUUUUCUUGGAAAAUCCCAUUGCCUAUUUAUGAGUACAUCGUUGGGAUCGGUGCCCAAAAGACGGUAUGUGGCCAAGAAGUACACUGGAACUGGCCGGAUGCAGCAGUUCCCCAGAAGGCGAUUGAGGGCCCAAUACCCUGUCGAUCCGGAACUUUCGGGAUACCCACAGCGGCGAAUCACAACGCCUACGAGUGCUACAUAUCCCCAUAUAUAACCUCAGAGUAUGUAAAGCAACAGGCCAAGGUCACCGAGGACACCAAGAACUUUGACUGGGAUCCAUUUCCAACCGGAUGGUUGUCCGCCAAUUGCGAAGUCAACGAAAACCUCCUGGGAUAUAGACGAUUGGAACACUUUCAACUUGAAGCUGCAAAUAUAUGUUUAGACUGUGAAUUCGAAGAUCAUAGCGGGGUAUUAGGACUCCUUUGCCACAGUUUAUAUGCAAUUAGCAAAUCAUCCUCAGUUGUUGAUCGUCUUGUGAACAUAAAGUCCGUAGAGAUGAGGUUUGAAGUAAAGAGAAAUAAUGCUGCCUUCAUAAUUUCGGAGUUCAGGGAACGCGAAGGAAGUGAAAUAAUACUAUGGAGAGAACCUUCCACAAAAUGUUCCCCAUUUUCAUUUGACGAGAAUGCCCAUAACAGAAGUGAACGCCUUGUCUACAAACGAAAGAGAAAUAAGGAGGCGCCAGGAGCAUUUGCCCUAUGCAACGGACAGUUAAUUGAUGGGUGGUUGGAAACCAUCAAUGACAACUUUGAAUGUACUGGAUCAUUUGGCCUGCGGAAGUUUAAGGAUAGAAAAAGUCUCAGGGAGGAAAAUCAUAUGGCGUCAUCUAUAUCUAUCCCCUCACAGGCCAUUUCUUCUUGGUUGGGUAAAAGCUUCUUAAAAAAUAUUCUUUAAAUAAAUCAUUUUGUAUCUAUCUAUGCAAAACUAUCUGACUUUCGCAGAAAAGCUUUUAUGCCUAUUUUCAAAAAUGUGUAUUUUAGUUUUAUACAAGAUUGUUAACAAAACAACAAGAAAUUAUAUCUCCAACCCACUUACAACUCCAACUAUUGAAAUUUUAAAAAUAUGUUUGAAAAGACCCUAAUUUUUCUUAUACGAUCUGUGGAUAAAGAAAUAAGCCAACGGAUUGUAAUUUAAUUUACCAACUAAAUAUUUUAUAUAGUCUGUUAAAAUA